This is a messenger RNA of Venturia canescens, 3792 nucleotides long. It is a transcript of the gene spel1, whose product is annotated as DNA mismatch repair protein spel1. The record is from RefSeq and is a predicted model, not a curated record. The transcript is spliced from 14 exons. Gene Ontology annotation, cellular component: MutSalpha complex; nucleus. Gene Ontology annotation, molecular function: ATP-dependent DNA damage sensor activity; mismatched DNA binding; ATP binding. Gene Ontology annotation, biological process: mismatch repair; mitotic recombination. Lineage: Eukaryota; Metazoa; Arthropoda; Insecta; Hymenoptera; Ichneumonidae. Bases 881 to 3451 code for a protein of 856 amino acids.
CCCGGAUAACGGGAGUUAUUAUAAAACUGUAAAUAGAAUUCGAAUGAUCGUGCAAUGUUUUCUUGAUUAUUGAAAAUUCCGAGUCGAGUAUCCUCCCCCCUUUUCCCCUCUACUCGUCAUUUUAUUCCACACGAGGCCGUGGACGAACGUCUCUUUCCGUGAAUUCGUGCGCACUCGCGACGACCCGAGAAUCCAUGACCUACCGAUAGGCGACUGACCCGAAGAUAUGUAACAAGGUCGCAAGGCACAUGUCGCACGAGAAAAUACCCCACGAUUUAUAAAUUCCACAGUUUCUAGACUUACGUGAUUUCUUGCAUGUUUUCAUGUACGACCGGAUGAGCAAAAACAAAAUUUCACGCGCACAUGGAUUUACGCGAUGUUUUAUUUAUUUGUCUAUAAUUGAAUUGCUCACCGCUUUAGUUAAGAACUCGUCGCUUUUUUCUUCACUUUUCGUUCUACGAUUGCGUGUGCUACUUGUAUCUCGAAAAUGGGUCAAGAACUCAUGAGCUUCGAUAUGUUUAUCGUCUGUUUUUCGAGAUUUAACUCGCGCUAUUUCCCCUGAAUUAUUAUUCGUAUUGCUGUUCUCAGUCGGCUUUUAUCGUUAUAACGAGUAUUGCGAGGGGAUUGCGAUUUCGCGAUCCCCUGGAAAUUCCAUCAUUCCCCCUUUUUUCGGUGUACAACCGACGAGAUUUCGUCGAACACAUUCAAAAAUAAGACAUGGAAGUUUCAUGAUUUAUGUGCAAAUACGGAAACUACUUUUGAGACAAAGAAACCGAGUACGACCAUACGAUUUUUCAACCGCAUCGAAUAUUACACCGUACAUGGUAGCGAUGCCCUAUUCGCCUCUGAGGAAGUUUUCAAAACUACUUCAGCAUGCAAAAUGAUUGGAGGAGAACCGAACAAAAUCGAAGGAUUGAUCUUGAAUUUCGCAAGAUUUCAAAGUCUCGUUCGGGAUUUGCUGCUGGUUAAACAAUAUCGUGUGGAGGUGUACGUUAAUCAAGGAACAGCCUCGAAUCAAAAUUGGGUUUUGGAGUUCAAAGGUUCACCAGGCAAUUUGACGCAAUUCGAGGAAAUACUUUUCGGAGAUACGGAUGUCGCUGUCGGCGGUUCAAUAAUGGCGUUGAAACUUGGCAUGGAGGGAAAAAGCAGACUCGUUGGUGUCAGUAUCGUCGAUACAGUCGCGACUCUAAUUUCCGUCUGUGAGUUUCUCGACGAUGAAACUUUUUCCGAUUUAGAAGCUUUGGUUGUGACCAAUGGACCUAAAGAGUGUUUGGUAAUCCAAGGCGAUGGAAGUGCCGAAUUUCAAACCAUCAAACAAAUUAUGGAACGAAGCAACGUGAUGAUAACGCAAAGAAAGAAGAACGAAUUUUCCUCGGAUUCGAUCUUUCAAGAUUUGAACUCUUUAAUUAAAUUUGGAAAAGGUCAACAAGAGAACGCACAAGCCUUGCCGGAAACCAAUCUCAAAUCGGCCAUGUCCGCGACAGCAGCUCUUAUUAAAUAUUUGGAUUUAACAUCAGACGAUGGAAACAUGAAUCAAUAUAGUCUGAAGCAACUGGAACAAUCACGAUUCAUCCGUCUCGACGCCGCAGCGAUAAAAGCUCUGAAUAUCGAAGAACGAACCGAUUCAUUGCCUGCCCUCGUCGGAGACGGCCCGAGAAGCAUUCUCGGAAUCCUGAACAAAUGUCGAACACCCCAAGGACGUCGGCUGAUCGCUCAGUGGGUCAGACAACCUCUCAAAGAUUUAUCCCUCAUAAAAGAGCGUCAUGAUAUCGUGGAACAAUUGGUCAAUGAUUCCAAUUUACGAUCAUGUUUAAGCGAUGAUCAUCUUCAACGAAUACCAGAUUUACAACAAUUGGCGAAAAAAUUGAGCAGGAAAAAGGCUGGUCUCCAAGAUUGUUACAAAAUUUAUUUGUGCGUCUCGAACCUGCCUGUUUUACUGGAGAUUUUAUCGUCCAGUUCCCCAACGCCAGUAAUGAGGGCCAUGUUUGUUGAGCCAUUAACGGAGUUGAUCAGUGACAUGGAUAAAUAUCAACAAAUGGUCGAGCAAACAAUCGACAUCGAAGCAGCGCAAAAAAAUGAUUUUAUGGUCCGUGCAGAUUUCGACACAAACUUGCAAGAUUUGAAAGAAACGAUUGACGAACUCGAAGAAAAGAUGCAGGGUCAAAUAUCCAAGGUUGCCAAUGAUCUUGAUAUGGAAGCUGGCAAAACUUUGAAAUUCGAGUCGAAUCAACAGUACGGUUAUUUCUUCCGUAUUACAUUGAAGGAAGAAAAAAUAUUACGGAAUAGAAAAAAUUACACGAUCAUAGAUUCAAACAAAAGUGGUGUGAGAUUCCGAAAUUCAAAACUCACCGAAAUCAACGAGGAAUAUCUCGAUGCCAGGAACAAAUAUAUGUCCCAACAAAAGGCUGUCGUCUCGGAAAUCAUCGAGAUUGCAGCCGGUUACAGCGCUCCAGUGAAAUCAAUCGGCUCGCUAAUAGGGAAUUUGGAUGUUCUCACUGCGUUCGCUGUUGCAGCGGUUGGCGCCACGAAACAGUACGUACGUCCGGAAAUGUUACCGAGCGAAAAUGGUGAAUUCAAUCUUGUACAGGCUCGACACCCUUGUCUCGAGGCUCAAAAUUUUCGUUAUAAGGCGAACGAUGUUGCUAUGAAGAGAGAUGAGUCCCACUUUUAUAUCAUCACCGGACCGAACAUGGGUGGCAAAAGUACUUAUAUCAGAUCCGCCGGUGUUUGUGCUUUGAUGGCACAUAUUGGAAGUUUUGUUCCUUGUGACUCGGCUAAAAUUUCUUUACUGGAUUGUAUUUUGGCCAGAGUUGGUGCUGAUGAUUCUCAGACGAAGGGACUGUCAACUUUCAUGACUGAAAUGGUCGAGGCUGCCGCUAUUCUACGAAUGGCUACCAAGAAUUCUCUGGUGAUCAUUGAUGAACUCGGUAGAGGAACUUCCACGUACGAGGGCUGUGGAAUCGCCUGGUCGAUCGCAGAAUAUUUGGCAAAAGAGGUGAAAGCAUAUUGUCUGUUUGCCACACAUUUUCAUGAAAUAACGCGCCUUGCCGAAGACGUUCCAGCUGUAAAAAAUCGGCAUGUAACAGCAAACGUAACCGAUGACAAACUGACACUUCUUUAUUCCGUGAAACCGGGAAUUUGCGAUCAGAGUUUCGGGAUUCACGUCGCGAAAAUGGCUAAGUUUCCAGAAUCCGUAGUCGAGUUUGCCAAACGCAAGCAAGCUGAAUUGGAAGAUCAUCAGAAUGUAGUUUUUGAAGGCUCGGAAGUGCCAGAGAAAAAGAGAAAAACGAUUAAGGAAGGUGAAGAACUGAUAACCAACUUUGCCAAUAAAUGCAAAUCUCUCGACAAAAGUUUGUCAGAAUCGGCGCUCAAAACAGAGAUUCAAAAAUUGAAGGAUCAGAUUUUGACUCACAACAAUCCGUACAUAAAAGCGUUACUUGGAGUGUCAUAAUUCUAUAAAUGGCUGGAUCCAUAUUUCCUGUUUCAUCAAACCGCAGUAUUUUUUAUAUUUAUUCUGUUACAUUAGCACAUCCACAAAUAAGAGUCUUUUCUACGUUUGUAUAUUUAUGAAAUACUAUUCGAACCCCUGUGUCCGUGUCCCGCGUGUGUAAAUAAUGGAAUGAUUUUUUUCAACGAUCUAUAGUGAAAAUGGUAAAAAAAAAAAAAAAAUUUCAAAACUCAUUACCAAGCGAUCAGAAACUUUGCGAUUGAUCCGAAAACACAAUAAACUAUAUUUUUCCUGUAAUUCUAUUACAUUGCAGAAUCGAGGAUGAAUAAAAAUCUUUUAACAGA